Archocentrus centrarchus (flier cichlid) is the source of this 2167-nucleotide messenger RNA. It is a transcript of the gene c6h15orf40, whose product is annotated as chromosome 6 C15orf40 homolog. The transcript has 4 exons. Gene Ontology annotation, cellular component: cytoplasm. Bases 63 to 608 code for a protein of 181 amino acids. The record is from RefSeq and is a predicted model, not a curated record. Lineage: Eukaryota; Metazoa; Chordata; Actinopteri; Cichliformes; Cichlidae.
AAGAAGGAGGCGACGCAAAUAAGGGUAGAAGUGCUUUCAACAGCUAGGGAGCUAGCUGGUAGAUGUUUUCCCGGUUAGGGGUACCCGAAGCUCUUCUUUGUAUUAAGUUUUUAGCAUCUUUGCAGCAGGCUGGAUCUGUCACUUCAAAGGCUGUAACGUUACCAGUGCUAAGCUGCCGCUACAGGCUGCCCCCUCUGUCCGGUGUCGCCCUGCACAGAAGACUCUACUCUGGAUCCAGAAACAGACAAAUGCCCCAAAAGGUGAAAGGACAGAAGUCCGAUGGCGGUGGAGCAGCCAUAGAAGCCUGUGGUCCGGUUACUCGAGACAAAAAUGGUGCUGUAACCAUAAAAGUUCAUGCAAAGCCUGGCUCCAAACACAGUGGCAUCACAGAAGUUUCUGCAGAGUCAGUGAGUGUGGCAAUCUCAGCACCACCUACAGAUGGAGAGGCCAACGCUGAGCUUAUUCGCUACCUGGCUGAAGUUCUGGACAUGAAGAAAAGUCAUGUGUCUCUUGACAAGGGCUCCAGGUCCAGAGACAAACUCAUCAGAGUGCACGCCUCUCUCAGUCCAGAGGAGGUGUUGAAGAGGCUCAGAGAGGCUGCAGGCUGACAGAAGGGAUGGAGGAGAAGGAAACAGGCUACACGACAGCAGGAGGAUCGGGAAUAGUGGUUCCUGUCCUGUUUAUUUGACUAAUAUCACUUUUCAGCAGUCAUUUACUAAACGACCCAAGGAACUUUGACCUUCUUUUGGUGAUUAAAUAUAUAUAUUUUAAGUAAAAUAAUAUUUAUUUUGAGCACAAAUGAUGUUUCUGACCUGGAUCAGUAUGAAUCAUAAGAAUAACUUAAAAGAAUCAUCUACCACCCACCUUCCAGUGAGCUGUGUUUCCAGAGAACAUGCAAAGAACAUGUCUGUUUAAAUCUAGACUGACUGUUUUUUAUUUUUGACAUGUGAAUAAUGAAAUCGUUACCCAUUAAUGACCUGAUUAUGACCAGUAUAAUGGACAUUUGUCCAUCACCAAUCACCAAACAUCUGUAACACUGCUGUGAAAAUUUAAUUUAAUUAAAUUAAGAUAUUAUUUAAAAACAGAAGGAAGCAAUCCAAAUUUACCUGGAUCUAUGUUUUUAAAAAAAAAAGAAAAAAGUAACUACCCCCUAAAACCUGAAAACUGGUGGUGCCACCCUUGGCAGCAGGAACAAUCCAGUUUUUUGUGAUAACCUGCAAUGAGUCUUUCACAUGGCUGUGGAUUAGUCCAGCAUGAAUGGCCUGUUUAAGGUCAUGUCAGUCAGGAUCAUGAAGUUGUCUUUAGGCAAAUGUGAGAAAUGUGGGUUUUUUGGUCAGCAGUGGUUUUCUUCUUGGAACUCUCCCAUUUUUGCGCAGUCUCUUUCUUAUUGUUGAAUCGUGAACUCUGACCUUAACUGAGGCUAGUGACGCCUGCAGUUCUUUAGACAUUGUCCUCUUCUUUUUAGACCUCCCGGAUAAGUCGUCAGUGCACUCUUGGAGUAAUUUUGGUAGGCCAGCCACUCCUGGGAAGGUUCACCACUGUUCCAAGUUUUCUCUAUCUGGAUAAUGGCUCUCACUGUGGUUUACUGAAGUCCCCAAGCAUUAGAAAAGACUUUGUAACUCCAGACUGAUAGAUGUCAAUGACAUCUCAUCUAUAGAUCGUGGCGUGAUGUGUUGCUUUUUUGGCCUACUUCACUUUGUCCGAUUCAGUUUAAGGGAUUUCUUGAUUCAACAGGUCUGGCAGUAAUCCGGCCUGGCUGUGACUGGUGAAACUCAACUUAGAUUUCAAAAAAAUGUGAUUAUUCAUUCAUUCAUUCAUUCACUCACUCACAGUUAAUUCAUGAUUUAAUGAGGGGGAAAUUACUUUUUCUAUAUGACACCAGGUGGGUUUGGAUAAAUAAAAUCAUUUAAAAACUGUAUUUUGUAUUUACUUGGGUUACCUUUGUCUAAUAUAACAAUUUGUUUAAUAAUCUGAAAUAUGUAAGUGUAACAUAUGGAAACAAAUAAGAAACUGUACCAAUCCUGAAACCAGUGGUUGUCAAAUGUCUUCAGACAUGUUUCAUAAACUGAAAUAAAUUUCCUCAAUGAACAGUUUUUCUUAUAAGCGAGGAAUAGUAAAAGGAUAUGAAUUGAAUUUUAGAAAAAUAAAUGUCAACAUGACAACAUCA